This is a messenger RNA of Vicia villosa (hairy vetch), 1082 nucleotides long. RefSeq names its product mitochondrial inner membrane protease ATP23-like. Bases 211 to 783 code for a protein of 190 amino acids. Lineage: Eukaryota; Viridiplantae; Streptophyta; Magnoliopsida; Fabales; Fabaceae. The transcript has 2 exons. The record is from RefSeq and is a predicted model, not a curated record. Gene Ontology annotation, molecular function: metalloendopeptidase activity. Gene Ontology annotation, biological process: mitochondrial protein processing; mitochondrial proton-transporting ATP synthase complex assembly. Gene Ontology annotation, cellular component: extrinsic component of mitochondrial inner membrane.
AAAUCAAUGAAUCGAAACUGUAGUUUCAACUGGACAAACGUCUCCUCCGCCAUACUCUUCCUCACUGUCUCCGAUCGUUGGCCAGCUCAUCUCCAUUUCCCCUGCUUUAACCGUUCAUUCUUCUCUGUCAAACGCGGUUUGGGGGCAAAAACCCUGCUCCGCUCAAAAGAAAAGAACCAUAGGAUUAAGCCUUGUUUGUUUUAAAUAACAAUGAACUUCGAUUUGGACAAGCUGAGACGCGGUGACGCUACCCUUGACAAAUGUUUAAAGGAUUGCGAGAGCAUGAUUCAAAAGAGUCUCAACAAUCCCUUGGUGAAGACCUUGAGGGAACAGAUGGAGAAAGCUGGGUGUCCUGUUAAAGACAAAUUCUUCAAAGCUACAAUCUGUUUAAAUUCUUAUGGUGGCGUGUUUACGCCCGGUAAGGGUAUAACCGUCUGCGCAAAUAAGAAACAAAAUCAAGACAAUGUUACGCAGGUGAUAAUUCAUGAGCUAAUUCAUGCGUUCGAUGACUGUAGAGCUGCAAACAUGGAUUGGACUAACUGUGCUCAUCAUGCUUGUAGUGAGAUAAGAGCUGGUCAUUUAAGUGGUGAUUGUCAUUAUAAACGGGAACUUUUGCGAGGGUUUCUGAGAAUAAAAGGGCAUGAACAAGAAUGCAUCAAAAGAAGAGUCAUGAAAUCAUUGGCUUCAAAUCCGUUUUGCGCUGGUUCAGCUGCCAAGGAUUCUAUGGAUGCUGUAUGGAAUACUUGUUAUAACGAUACAGCGCCAUUUGAGAAAGCUCCUUAAAAAUUUAGCAACCAUUGUUUCCAUUCUUUGGCUUCAUACUAGCUAAGGUGAGCACAAAUAUAGUUCAAAUUAAUAAAUGACUUAUUUUUUAAGCUGAUAUAUCUCUUUAUCUUUUGGCAAGGUGUAACUUAGUUUCUUCUUAUUGGUUUUGGCUUGCCAUCUAUGUAUGGUAUAGCAACCAUUGAUACCAUUAUAACACUUGUGUUGUAUGUACAUUGAAUCCAACAUUGCUUGGUUGUUACUGGACUAUGGUAUAGCAGCCAUUGGUACCAUUAUACUAGUCAUUAGUAGUAUCAGAA